UCACGUGGGGGCGCGGUACUCGGCAGCUGCUGCGGUGGUGACGGGGGCGGCGGCCGCGCGUCUUUGGCGGGACCGGCUCCGAGACUGCGCCGCCUCUGCAGGUUGCCAUGGCUGCCGUUGACAGCUUCUACCUCUUGUAUAGGGAAAUUGCCAGGUCUUGUAACUGCUACAUGGAAGCUCUCGCCCUGGUUGGAGCCUGGUACACGGCCAGAAAAAGCAUCACCGUCGUCUGCGACUUCUACAGCCUGAUCAGACUGCACUUCAUCCCUCGCCUGGUGAGCAGAGCAGAUCUGAUCAAGCAGUAUGGAAGAUGGGCAGUCGUGAGCGGCGCAACAGAUGGGAUUGGAAGAGCCUACGCGGAAGAGUUAGCCAGCCGCGGUCUCAGUAUCAUCCUGAUUAGUCGGAACCAAGAGAAAUUGCAGACAGUCGCUAGAGACAUAGCUGACACCUACAAGGUGGAAACCGAUGUUAUCGUCGCCGACUUCAGCAGCGGCCGCGAGAUCUACGACCUGAUUCGAGAAGCCUUGAGAGACAGAGAUAUUGGCAUCCUGGUGAAUAACGUGGGCGUGUUUUACCCCUACCCUCAGUAUUUCACUCAGGUCUCUGAGGACACGCUCUGGGACAUCAUAAACGUGAACAUCGCCGCAGCCAGUUUGAUGGUCCACAUAGUGCUACCGGGGAUGGUGGAGAGGAAGAAGGGAGCCAUCGUCACCAUCUCGUCUGGCUCCUGCUGCAAACCAACCCCCCAGCUGGCUGCGUUUUCUGCAUCGAAGGCUUAUUUAGACCACUUCAGCAGAGCCUUGCAGUAUGAAUAUGCCUCUAAAGGAAUCUUUGUACAGAGUCUAAUCCCAUUCUGUGUGGCUAGCAACGUGGCCACACCCGGCAGCUUUCUGCACAAGUGCCCAUGGUUGGUGCCUUCACCAAAAGUGUAUGCACAUCAUGCUGUUUCUACGCUUGGCAUUUCAAAAAGGACCACAGGAUACUGGUCCCAUUCUAUCCAGUUUCUUUUUGCACAGUAUAUGCCUGAAUGGCUCUGGGUGUGGGGAGCAAACAUUCUCAAUCGUUCUUUACGUAAGGAGGCCUUGUCCUGCAAAGCCUGAAGCUGGACGAUGGUUGGGAAGUUUUGCCAACUCUUGAGAACCUGCAGUAUUCUGACGUUUGGAAGAACACAUUUAUCAUCCACAUUUGCUUUUAUUCCUGAUCGUUUAGCAUACUGUUGACUCAUCAUUUGCAAAGCAUACAUAAUGCUUUUAAGAAUGCUGUGAAAAACCUCAAGGGCCACAUGGAUGGCACAGAAUAAAUCACCACCAAGGCACAAGCACUGGUCAAGAAAACCUAAAUUUUGAUGCUUUUUUCCCCUAAGCCGUUCAAAAGUUGUGUAGUUUAUGUUGUUCUAGGAGCUAAACAGCAGUCUGAUACUGAAAUAUAAUGUGACUUGUCAGCUUUUAUAACUUCAGAUGUUGUUUCCUAAGGGAAAUUAUCUAUUUCAGUAGGUGAAUUAUAGUAUUGGUUUUCAAAUGUUCAUCAGGAAAGACUAUUUAAAUGCAUUAUUUUCUAGGUAAGGCUUCUGGUCUAGUUGUAGAAAUCAGUGUGUAUUAUAUUGUAUAGCUCUAGUUGUUUGGCUGUCUGUGUAUGGAAAUGCUGCUCUUCAACUGAUAUUUCAUUAGUGAACAUAUAUGUGUAUAUGUUGUGUGCACCUGGGCAACUUUUGGGGUGAGUUACUUUAAAAAAUAUUUCUUGUUAAGAUGGCUUAAUGCGAAACCUUAAGGGGGUAUUCAAAUUCUAGAUUACUCCUUAUCAUAUUAAACAAGGCUAUCCAAUUUUGUGCUGUAGAUUUGCCAUCUAUAAUUUUACUUGUGUCUUUUUUUUUUAACCUCUUAUGGAAUUCAUUCAUUCCUAGAUUUGGACAGGUGAUGGUUGACCCUCAGUUGUCUCCUGAUUUAUAAUUAUGGAGAAGUAGUGAUUUCUCAGCCUAUGACCCAUUUUAUAACUGAAAUUUAGCCCUUUAGAGUGUGUUAUAUCUGGUUUCCAAAUACUUUUCUAUGUGAUAUUCUUCCAUAUCAGUAGCAUUGGUGUAAACAAGUAUUCAUGGAAUAGUAGUUAAAAUAUGGACAAAUUAUGGUGUGAUAUGAUGUAUUGUAUCUGAUGAAAUACAUUAGAAGCUCAUUUUUGGUUUGUGUAAUGGAUUGAUGCAUUAUAGUGAAUACUUUUAUUGGUAUGAAGAUGACGAUGCACAAUCCACCACAAAUGUGGGUGAGCCCUGAAACCUGUUGUGAAAUGUUUUUGGUUCAGGUCCUAUAAAGCCAAACAUUUUUUGAGGACCAACUACAUACUUAGUGCUUUGAGAAUUGUAAAUCACUAUACGAAUGUGACAAUGUGUGCAAAUUUAAAAUUCAGAGUUUAAUAUUAUGACAUUGAUGCAAAAAUAAGUAAAUUGAAAUCAGUACUUUUAUGGAAUCUUUUCUCCUGAGAUAAUAUUCCAUUACAAGUAGGCCUAAGCAUGCUUUUUAUGUUACACCCACAGUUUCGUCAGUGACAUUGAUACUUCCAGAUAUGACUUAGUAUUUUCAGAUCUCUGUUUCCCGAUCUGACUUGGACUCAAGAUCAGCGGUUAAAUUCAGAAUCUCUUCUUCCAUUUACAAAUCAGGCUUUCAUCACAUAAGAAGAAGAACUUUAGGUGUGGAAAUUUACACACUAGUGAUACCCGGUAGAACUGAAGGUUUUGAUGGAGUUAGCUUGGAAGCUUUUAUUUUGUUGUAUUUGGCAUUUCCCCCCACCCAACAAUUAAUUUAUGGUCAUUAAUACUAGAGAAAAUUAGACUUCGUGCCACUAUGACCUGAACUUUGAUGUGUAAUAAGAAGCAGCAACUUUAUGUAAAAAUACCAUUUUUGUAUCUACGGUGUUAUGUGGUACAGCAGUGUCUUAUAUUUAUAGAUUAGAUGUUGAAUCAUUGUUCUAUGAUGAGACUCAGUAAACCAUGUCAGUUUUAAAAUUCUCUACUUGGCAGGACGUAUGUAAAUAUACUGAUUGGUGCAAGUCAGUAAAAGAUCAAAACCAAGACUCUUCCUUUGGUUUUAUCUUUCUCAGCUCAUUGGACCACUGUAGAUGGGGUUUCUUAUUUAGAAUGUGGGAAAUAAGAACCUUUGAAACAACCUGUGACCUAAAAAUUUAACAAUAAAAGCAGUUGCUUCUGCUUCCUUUGGAAGAGGUUUUGCUCCAUAUGUUUGUAAACCGGUUGUUUUGGGAAGAUACAUUUUUUUCCUUUAGAAAUAAUUAUUUUAAAAUUACAGAAAAUUAAUUUAAUCUCAGAACACCUGUGAUAGUAGUUCAUUAAAAGCGGGUGAUUGAGUUAAGAAGAUUGUGCAUAACCAAGUGUCUGAUGAAUCUUUUGAAACUACCAAGUUGACUUGUUGCUCUCAUUGUCCUGAUAGGUUGAGUAAGAGGAAGGCUAACUUUGGUCACUGACCUUGGCUAGAUGGGGGUUGCUGACCAAUUGUCCUGACCUAUUUUCCUUGAGUGAUGGGGAUGAAAGGUAGUGGGUUCAAGAAAGAUUGGGAAGAAAAAGGGAGACAGCCAGUUGAGACAGCUCUUUUGAGGAGUCUUUUUUUGUUUUGUUUUGUUUUAACCUCAAUUGCUUAAAAUCUUGUCACAUUUGGGAACCAGAGGGUUAACUGGGGUCAUCAUGCUUGACAUGUGCACCCUCCAAAACCAGGCUCUCUGUGUCUCUGACUCAGUAUUGGCUCAGGUUGUGACUCUUUAGCACUUAGUUUGAAUAAAGAUUUAUCUUCCCAUGGAA
This is a messenger RNA of Camelus dromedarius (Arabian camel), 3796 nucleotides long. It is a transcript of the gene HSDL1, whose product is annotated as hydroxysteroid dehydrogenase like 1. Bases 108 to 1100 code for a protein of 330 amino acids. The record is from RefSeq and is a predicted model, not a curated record. NCBI's taxonomy places the organism in Eukaryota, Metazoa, Chordata, Mammalia, Artiodactyla, Camelidae. The transcript is spliced from 5 exons. Gene Ontology annotation, cellular component: mitochondrion.